AUGAAGCCAUCGGGCGCCGGUUCCCCUAUUAUUCCCGGCUGGAGAGGAAAGGAUGGCAGAACAGCAUCCGCCACAACCUCAGCCUCAACCAGUGCUUCGUCCGCCUGCCCCGCCAGCCCGGGCACAAGGGCAGCCUGUGGGCGCUGGACCCCGCCUUCCAUGGUAUGUUCGAGCGGGGCAACUACCGGAGGAGGCGGCGGCUGA
This is a messenger RNA of Staurois parvus, 204 nucleotides long. NCBI's taxonomy places the organism in Eukaryota, Metazoa, Chordata, Amphibia, Anura, Ranidae. The record is from the annotation of a GenBank genome assembly.